GUAGAAUACUUAAUACUCAAUAGUGUCUCAUCCAACGACCUAUGAGUCUUCUGAAUCAAUCAAAGAUUCAAGUUGUUGCUUGAUAAUGUAGCUCUUCAUAAACUCCAGAGGCGCUAGUAAUACAGAGUUCGGCUGAAAGAUAAGUAAAGUCUGGAUAAAAAUUGUUCAACCAGAAAUCGAAUUUAGGUGUCUAAAAUAAAUAUUUAAAAAAUAGAAAAUUUGACAGCUUUUUGCGUAUGCAAAUUGAAGUGGAAUGAAAUUCUCUAACUGUAUAAAUGCUUCCUUGUAUUAGCAUUUAUACAAGAACAAGAUUGAUGAUAAUGUUACCCCAUUUUCUUUCUGUACUAUCUUCAGUCCUUACUAUUUUGGUUUUGAUACAAGCUCAGGAUCAAUCAGGAUUCAUUAGCUUAGAUUGUGGGCGACCUGAAGAUGCGAACUAUUCUUCGUUGGAGACAGGCAUAAAUUACAUUUCAGAUGCCAAAUUCAUCCUCGAUAAAGGUGUAAGUAAGAGCAUACAACCUACGAAAGAGUUUUCUCGACAGGAACUAGAGAAAGUGAGGAGCUUUCCAAGUGGAGUGAGAAACUGUUACAAAAUAAAUGUAACAAGUGGUACUAAAUAUUUAAUAAGAGCUUCUUUCUAUUAUGGAAACUAUGAUAAUCUAAAUGAACCACCACAAUUUGAUCUUCAUUUUGGAGCUAAUGUGUGGGAUACAGUGAAGUUGUUCUCCAAUGCAUCACACAUCACUAUCAAGGAGAUUAUUUACACUCCAUCAGUAGAUUACAUAAAACCAUGUCUUGUUAACACAGGCAAAGGGACUCCAUUCAUUUCAGCCAUAGAAUUGAGGGCUAUGAACAAUACGUAUACGGCUUAUGGCACAUACGAACCUAAAUCAGUAUUAUCACUCAUCAAGCGAUGCAAUUUAGGUUCCACGACAGACAUAAAAUACAGGUACAGAAAGGAUGUUUAUGACCGCAACUGGAUGCCGUGUAAAUUACCAAGUGUUUGCAGACGAUUAAAUACCUCCGUUAAGAAUGUAAAUCUACCAAUUCCGAAUAUUUAUGAACUACCAGCAAUUGUGAUGAGCACUGCUGUUACACCAGUAAAUGCCAGUGCUCCAUUACAAUUUCAUUGGGAUGCAGAUAAUGUAAAUGACCAAUUCCACUUCUAUUUGUACUUUAAUGAGGUUGAGAAACUGGCUGGAAAUGAAACUAGAGAACCAAAUAUCACUAUCAAUGACAAUGUUUUGAAAGGAGACUUCAACAAGUUCUUGAAAGUAAGAACCGUUGCGGGUGCAACACCUUUGACUGGAGCCACAAGGUAUCAAAUUUCUCUUUCUAGGACACAGAAUUCAACCCUUCCACCCAUCCUAAAUGCAUUUGAGAUUUAUAUGGGAAAAGUCUUCUCACAAUCAGAAACUCAACAGGAUGAUGUUGAUGCUAUCACAAACGUCAAGGAUGCUUAUAAGGUGGCUAGAAAUUGGCAAGGAGAUCCAUGUGGUCCUGGGAAUUAUAUGUGGGAAGGCCUAAAUUGUAGCAUUGAUGGAUAUAGCAUCCCAAGAAUCACAUCUUUGAAUUUGUCUUCAAGUGGACUGAGAGGGAAUAUAUCAUCUUACAUCUCAAAGCUCACAAUGUUACAAAACUUAGAUUUAUCAAACAAUAGUUUGAACGGUCCCUUACCUGAUUUUCUGGUGCAACUGCAAUCACUGCAAGUCUUAAAUGUGAGGAAGAACAAACUUAGAGGGUUUGUUCCAAGUGAACUCCUUGAGAGACAUAAAACAGGUUCACUGUCAUUGAGUGUAGAUGAUAAUCCUGAUCUUUGUAUGACGAAAUCAUGUGGAAAGAACGAUUUUUUAGUACCACUUAUUGCAUUAGUUGUAAUGGUUUCGAUUUUUCUUGUAUGUUGGAUAUUCAGAACACUAAAAGUAGCUACGUGCUCAAAUUCUAAGAAAAGGCGUUGGAUGAAAUCAAAGCAUCAAACAUUCAGUUACACUGAAAUUCUCAAUAUUACUGAUAACUUCAAAACAGUUAUUGGAGAAGGAGGAUUUGGAAAAGUUUACAUUGGCAUUUUACAUGAUCGCACUCAAGUAGCGGUAAAAAUGCUUUCAAAAUCAUCAAAGCAAGGUUAUAAGGAAUUUCAAUCUGAGGCGCAACUUCUAAUGAUUGUUCAUCAUAGAAAUUUGGUCUCUCUCAUUGGGUAUUGUGAUGAAGGUGAAAAAAAGGCAUUGAUUUAUGAAUACAUGGGCAACGGAAAUGUUCAACAACACUUGUUAGAAGAUUAUGCAAAUGUCUUAAAAUGGAAUGAGAGACUCAAAAUCGCAGUUGAUGCAGCAUAUGGAUUGGAAUAUCUGCAUAAUGGAUGUAAACCAGCAAUUAUGCAUAGAGAUUUGAAGCUUACCAACAUAUUACUAGAUGAGAAUAUGCAAGCCAAGAUAGCUGAUUUUGGCCUAAGUAGAGCUUUCGGUAACGAUAUUGAUUCUCAUAUAUCGACUCAACCUGCUGGUACACUAGGUUAUGUUGAUCCUGCAUAUCAGAGAACAGGAAACACAAAUAAAAAAAAUGAUAUCUACAGCUUUGGAAUAAUUCUAUUUGUGUUGAUCACUGGUCAUGAAGCAAUAAUAAGAGCAGCUGGAGAAAACAUUCACAUACUUGAAUGGGUUAUUCCUGUAAUUGAAGAAGGAGAUAUUGAGAAACUUUUUGAUCCAAAGUUGGAGGGUGAGUUUAGCAUAAAUUCAGCACAAAAAGUUGUAGAGAUUGCCAUGUCAUGCAUUUCACCAAAUGCAACAGAAAGGCCAGACAUUAGCCAAAUAUUGGCAGAAUUGAGGGAGUGUCUAUCUUUUGAAAUGGAUCACCAUUUAUAAUCAUAUUCAUCAUCACUCCAAAUGUCCUAGUACAUUACUUGUUGUGUUUUAUACAAUAAUUUAUAUCUUGGAAGUUUUGUAGGAAUAAAAAAAGGACAAAUAAUCAUUUAUAUACACAAUGAGAUCUUAUGAUUUCAUA
This is a messenger RNA of Medicago truncatula (barrel medic), 2997 nucleotides long. RefSeq names its product probable LRR receptor-like serine/threonine-protein kinase At1g05700. Lineage: Eukaryota; Viridiplantae; Streptophyta; Magnoliopsida; Fabales; Fabaceae. The transcript is spliced from 13 exons. Gene Ontology annotation, biological process: protein phosphorylation. Bases 276 to 2858 code for a protein of 860 amino acids. The record is from RefSeq and is a predicted model, not a curated record. Gene Ontology annotation, molecular function: ATP binding; protein kinase activity; protein binding.